Molecule: messenger RNA, 882 nt
Organism: Penicillium soppii
Lineage: Eukaryota; Fungi; Ascomycota; Eurotiomycetes; Eurotiales; Aspergillaceae
Product: putative JmjC domain protein
Exons: 2
Coding region: 1-882 (293 amino acids)
Molecular function (GO): 2-oxoglutarate-dependent dioxygenase activity
Source: RefSeq, a predicted model, not a curated record
AUGAAGCUGCAAUGGUCAAUACCCCGGGCGCGACUCCGUGAUGCCCGAGCACAAGGUCGCAGAUACUGCACAACGACGCACCGUCACUACAAGUCCCUGAAUAGUCUUGAAAAUGGCACCCUCGAGACCUUCCAAAAGCAAUGCUUCCAACCCGAGCAACCCGCAAUCCUCCCCCGCGCUACAUUUACCGAUCUCCCCGCAAUAAACCGAUGGUUCAAACCGUCUCCGACAAAUAACUCGAGUCUCAACACCUCCUACCUCCGGGAACAUGGCGCCGAUGCCUUCGUCCCCCUUGAACUCACCGAGUCCGCGACAGAGGGACAGAGCUUCCGCGCCUUCCACGCGCCCCUCAGUUUAUUCCUCGAUUGGAUAGACACGGAAACAACGCCAACCACGCGCCUCUAUCUAGCACAAUGCCAGCUCCUCGAUCUCCCACCGAUCCUGCGCGCCGACUUCCCGACGCCCUCACUCGUCUCACGUGCCGGCAAGGGUGACGUGUAUGACACAAAUGUGUGGAUUGGACAUCCCCCGACGUAUACACCUCUUCACAAGGAUCCGAAUCCGAACAUGUUUGUCCAGCUGGCUGGACAGAAGGUUGUGCGGUUGCUUGCGCCGAAGGAGGGACACGCUAUUUUUGCGGCUGUGCGGGGACAGUUGGGGAAGAGUGGCAGUCAAGAGGCGGCCGCUUUCCGGGGAGAGGAGAUGAUGCAAGGUGAUGAGAGGGCACUGCUCGAUGAGAUGGUUUGGGGAAAGGCUGCUGAAUCGGGCUUUGAGGCGAGGCUCGGUGCCGGCGAUGGGCUGUUUAUUCCUAAGGGGUGGUGGCAUAGUAUUAAGGGGAUUGGUGAGGGUGUUACUGGUUCAGUUAAUUGGUGGUUUAGAUAG